AUGGAAGAAUUCAAUUUAAUUCCACCAAACCUGACCCCAGCUUUCGUUAACUCAAACGCGCAACUCAAGAGAUUGCAAAAUGACCUCCUCAUCCUCACCAGCUUCCCCGACAACAGCACUCUCCGCUGGCGCCCAUCUUGGUUCCUACAAGACGACUUCGCACAGAAGUAUUGGACUAUUCACAACCCUCCAAAUGUCGUCACCGAGUACCUUCCUCAUGAUAAAUUACGCCAGGCAGUCAUGACGCGCCGCAUGAGGCGGGACGACGACCCACCGCCGCGAUUCAUCAAGAACCUGGAGCACUGGAAGCGAUAUUGCGAGAUGUACGGGAUCCCAGAGGACUUCUUGUGUGAGGCACAAAUACAGCUGAUGAGACUGGGAUUGCCAACCAAUAAGAAUGGGUCCCUUGAUUCACCACCGUCCUGGCCCCUCUAUCCAGAACCACAACCCCUCGGUCAAGGACGCUAUCUACUUGAUCCUACCAGUCACGAAAACCUCCCGCGCAAAUUCGAAAAGAUCGAUGAUGAGCAAACGAUCGUCGUGCACUCGUCUGGCGCGCUGGAGGUCGCGAAAACUUUCCCAUUCCACUUUCGUUCAAGCCCGUGCGCCCAUUUUAAUGGCAAAGGAGAUUUUAUCAAUAACUGGUGGUAUGAGCCCGUCCAAAAUCCCAAGUUCCAGGGAAAGGGGAGGAAGUGGGCGUAUCUUCCGUGGACGGAGACGAUGGAAGAGACCUGUCGGCCUUUCAAGAUCAAAUUGAGAAAGGUAGGGGAAGAUGUGGAGGUGAGAGGGGACGUAGGCGGAGAGUUGUAG
Lindgomyces ingoldianus is the source of this 810-nucleotide messenger RNA. RefSeq lists its product as uncharacterized. The transcript has 2 exons. The record is from RefSeq and is a predicted model, not a curated record. NCBI's taxonomy places the organism in Eukaryota, Fungi, Ascomycota, Dothideomycetes, Pleosporales, Lindgomycetaceae. The coding region runs from base 1 to 810 and encodes 269 amino acids.